Aspergillus tubingensis is the source of this 2172-nucleotide messenger RNA. Its product is annotated as isocyanide synthase family protein. Gene Ontology annotation, molecular function: oxidoreductase activity. The record is from RefSeq and is a predicted model, not a curated record. Bases 1 to 2172 code for a protein of 723 amino acids. Lineage: Eukaryota; Fungi; Ascomycota; Eurotiomycetes; Eurotiales; Aspergillaceae. The transcript is spliced from 4 exons.
AUGGACGACACUCCCAAACUCGGAUCAGAUAUCGUCUCUUUGGGGACGGAUAUGGUCCUCAUGAAAUCAGAUACCAUCUAUACGGAGUCAGAGGUGCUCCCUGUGAACGCGGAUGCCUUCCCUAUGGAAUCAGACCCUGUCCAUAUGGUGUCAGACGGUCUCCCUAUGGAGUCGGAUGUCAAUCCUAUGGAGUCAAACACCCUUCCUGUGAAGUCAGACCAUCCCCAUAUGGGAUCAUAUACCCCCCAUAUGGAGGCAGACCCUUUCAAUAAGGACCAAGGCAUCUUCCAUAUGGAGUUGGACAAGUCCACCAUCGACCCACAAGCCUCAGAAUACAAGUACGAUGAUGAUCCACUGCUCAAGGCCUUCAAAGUCAUGGAAGUCAUCGGUCGGUAUCGUAGCGUGGUGCCAGCAACGGCAAGAGACCACACAAGCGAUGGAAACAUCAUGUUUCUAUCCAAGAUGUGUAAUCAGAUACGCGACAAACAGCCGAUCCAAAUGAUCUUACCGGCUUUCCCCUUCAAAUCUCCGAACCGGGAGAAUAAGGUCUUGGGAAGCCUUCCUGAUAAAGGCGAAGAGAUUUCUCUCGCGCACCUUAGUGGACUCUGCGCUGCUAUUGGUGACGUCUAUGAAUAUGGAGCUAAGCUCACCAUCGUGUCUGAUGGCCUCGUGUAUAACGAUAUCUUGGGCGUGUCGGACAGAGACGUCUGGGAGUAUAGCCAUGCACUGAGGGAAAUGGUAGUCGAAAACAAGUACGACCAUAUCGAGUUCGCCAGACUGCGCAAUCUUGUUCACAUUCAUGAGGACGUCAGCCUUGAUGGCGAGACAUACGAGAAAUUGGCCCCAGAGUUUCGUCAGGAGCUGAUUAAAAGGUACACACCGGAAGGAUUUGACGCCGCUGUUAAGAUCAAGUCCGAUGAAAACAUCUGUACCACGUACCGAGGAUAUAUCAAGUUCUUGACCAAGGACUUGGAACAUCUUCAUGUAGAUGAUGGUACCAAAUCUCGCAAGUCGCAUAAGAAACAUCUGGGAGAUGUCGCUAAAUCCAUGAUCGAACGAGGCGCGGCCUUCGCCGAAGCUAUAUUAAAGAACUUCCCAGGUUACAUUCGUCUUUCAAUCCACCCCUCAAAUGGAUUAACCAAGAUCUCCAUAAACGUUCUGCCAAGAACUCCAACGCCAGUCACACCAUGGCAUUCAGCACUUUGCUAUACUGUUGACGGCGGCUUCAUGUAUUUAUGGCGCGAGAUUUUCGACGCGGAUCCAGAAAUGGAGUUGGUUCACAAGAACGGACGUCCAUGGUGCUACCGGUUUAAAUCUGAGCUGUAUAACUGGUCUUCGCCGGUGACAGUCGACCCCAUCUAUCCCUGCGGCAUGAUGAUUACUCCUGUCAAUUCAACCUCAAUUAGCGAAAUCGACAAGGAGAAAGUGCAGGCUCUAGCACACGAGAACUCACCUAUCGUCCUCCGCGGUAUCACAAACACUCAUGACCAUGAGCUUAUCGCGCAGAAAGCCGAGAGUAUGGACGCUUCUCACCUUUCGGCAUCCGACUUCGAUAUAGAAGAAGAAGCCGAAGACAGUGAUUCACAGGAGCUAGAAGAGCUUAUCCGGGUAGGUUGGGUGCCCUUCGAUGGACCAAAUGAGGAAAAAGACGCCAACAACACGAAGCAGUCCACAACUUCAUCUCCAUCCAAAUACCAAAUAAUCACCGCCACUGUCCCCAUCUCAGAGAAAACCCGACGCAGUCUCUUCUCGGCAUCAUCUCUGUUCUUCUCUCACCUCCCAGCAAGCUACACCGUCGAAAUGCUCCAGCAGUUCUCCUGGAAAGCAUCGAGCUCGAGCUCAUCCACCAACACCAAGACUAAAACUAACAGUCUGCCCUUAAUCAUACCUCACUUCUCGCAUGGCCGGCCCUGCUUCCGUUACCACCCACUCCUCUCUCAAAGCAACAUCACCUCGGAACCUACCUACGCCAUCAAGGACAUUUCAGACGCUGACUCAAACAGACUAUGCAAUGUUCUGAAUCCUCUUCUCUACGACCGUAGGGUUUGCUAUUGGCAUACCUGGGAACACGGAGACGUUGUCUUUUACGAUACCUUCACUACGACUCUGACUUGGGAGCCGGCUGGAGAAGAACCGGUUCUUUUCUUGUUGCAUUCGGGAUUUCCAUGCUGA